AUGUUUAAACAGGCAGGUGGCCGUGCCGGGAGACGUGGCUACGAUUCUGCGGGGCAUAUCAUUUUUUGGGAAGUUCCUUUUAGAAGAAUUAAUCGUCUCCUUGAAGCUCGCCUUCCCGUCUUUUCUGGCGAUUUCCCGGUUACGCCAAUGCUAGGGACGUUGGAAGCGCUUUGCGUCCAGGAGCAUCUCUCUCAGACUGAACGCGAGCAGCUGCUGCUGCAAGUGCUCGCCAUCUGCUGUGAUCCUAGCAACAGCAGCGAAAUACCCUCCAACUUUGUGCUGCAGCAGGUCCUGCAGCACCGGCGGGAAGUCUCACGCUAUCGCAUUUUGCAGUAUGCCUCCGCAACGAACGACGCUGCAGCGCUCGGUGCAGCAGUGGCAGCCUCGCAACAAACUCGGGCAGAUCUUCGCCCCUUCACGCAAAGAUUCCCUCGACCAUUAGAGGAAGCCGUGGAAGCCUUCAAUAGGCUGGUGCAGCAGUGCUGUCUGCAGUCGCCUUUUGCGGCUAUGAGCUGUUUGCAAGACUCGCAGGUGUCUUUGAGCAGCGAGAUGCUGCAAGACAGCCUCCGCAUGCAUCUGCCGUUUCAGCCGGAGGUGAUGUGUGCGAUGUGCCCCCUUGAGGUGCAGCGAUUUCCUGUAUUCGAUCCGGCAGCGGGCAGGACCACCUUUGUUGAGGUGUAUAGGAAGAAUAGCUACCUGCGCGACUUGUAUCUUCAUGGCAAGCUGACGCGCGUAGUGUCUGAGAACGGCAUUGCCCCAGAGAGCCUGUGGAAGCUGCUGCAUCACUUUGUUGGCUCGUUGAGGCACCUGCAGGAAGGUUUGCAGGUGCUUGAGCUGCAGGAUGGCACGGCGGGUGCUCACCUAGCGCUUUCUGUUGCGCGUCUGCAUGCGCGCAUGAAAGAAGUGCUCGUGGAGGAAUCUGCCUAA
Molecule: messenger RNA, 927 nt
Organism: Cyclospora cayetanensis
Lineage: Eukaryota; Apicomplexa; Conoidasida; Eucoccidiorida; Eimeriidae
Exons: 4
Coding region: 1-927 (308 amino acids)
Cellular component (GO): cytoplasm
Source: RefSeq, a predicted model, not a curated record